AUGGACCAAUUAGAUGCGCCGAUUCCGCUCGAAAUAGGGUACUACGACCCGUUCUCGCUUUACGCGCACCUCAAGAAAGACCUUGAGACCAUCACACGGAUUGAUAAGCUCCAUUGGAAGCCAGGUCCCGCCAGCUCGGUGCGCACCCUCAGUAAUAUAAAACUCAACUACGUCCAGUCCACAGACAAUAAAUAUCUCAAUUUCAUUUUCAUCAGCAGCACCAGCAUAGACGAGUACCGCGCGCGAGUGCGGCCUGUGGUCAAACAAUGGCUCAACAACGUCAAGUCGGCCAAGCCGACGUCUGUCUACUUCAUAAUUUUAUACGAGAACACCUCGCACGUUUCGAGGGCAGAAAAACUGCUCAAAACUAACCUGCUGAACAAGCUGAAAACGGACUUUGUCGACGAAAUGCUCACUUUCGACAACAUUUUCAAAAUCAAGUCAAGUUACCCGUCUGCGGUCGAGAAGAGGGAAGCCUGGGCCGGCCUGGCCAAUUCGGUGAAAAUAGGGCUUGUCGAGUCAAUUGGCCAUCGACUCGCGUACUAUCGUUCGCGCGACACGCUAGACAGCAUGAACGAACUUGCCCAUCUAUUUAUGAGCAUUGGACAGUUGGAGGACGCGCUGUAUUGUUACAAGGAUAUGUUUGCAAAAGUUGAUAAACUAGACCUCGACGAGGGGAUUGAAAGCUGUUCAUUUAAGGACCUGCCACUUGCCGACAGCGCGCCAGACAUUGAUUACAAGUCCAGGUUUAAGCUCAAGGCAUUUUUCUACAAGCAGUCGGUGACCAUUUUGCGCAAAACCGCGACAAGCGAGGCUCUCAUGAUUCGUACCCAGAUGGAAUGGAUGCAGGUGCUCUCGCGUUUUAUUGAGUCGCUCGACGAGAGCUACAAGAAGAACGAGAUAGCGGUGGUUUUAAUCACCGACUUUCUUAACAACGCACAGCUCCAGAAGCUACUGGGCGGUGCCGAGCGAGACCUGGCCGAGCUGUACGAGAAACUGGGUGACAUCCGCAUUUUGAGACGCAACGAGCUGAUAAAACUCGCGCAUUGCAAGGGUUACGUGCUUGCUGGUUCUUUGGUGGACAUUCCGAUGCAUUCUGAGAAAUACGAGCCGUUAGACGACGCCGUAAAGAGCAUCCUAGAGUCAGAAAGCAAGUUCCAGGAGUACGCCAUAGACGAGACGAAAAAAGUGAUCGAAGAAUAUUCUAAAGCACAGUCGCGGCCGCGCACCGUCGACACGUUAUCGACCGAGCUGGCACUAAUAUACUUCCACAACAUGAAGAAGCUGGAAACGUCUCUGGAAAUUUUGAACGACUCGUUCACCUACUUCAAAAACUCCGAAUGGAAGUACAUUACACUGGGCAUCCUGAAGAUAUUCAUCGCCAAUCUUGAGCAGUUGAGUGCAACGUACGAGGAUGUGCUCCCCGUGCUGUUGACUUCGUAUUUGGAGCUUGUCGCCAAAGACGAGCCGUUUGAAUCCGACAAGCUGUCCAAGAUCCUCGACAACCUGACCGACCCGGUGGUUUUUGAGUCCACCGACCUGUUUGAGUGCGACCUUGCUCCCUGCAUUGACCCGGCCGGCGUCGAUACGUACGAGCUGGGAGUGCGGAUCACCAGCAAAAUCGUGCUGCCCGUGGACGAGAUUGUGGUGAAUUUCGAAAACACGCAGUUCCGGCUUGGCAGCUGCUGUCUGGAGAAGCACAACAAUUAUAAGUUGGAGUCAAAGGACCUGGUGUGUGGCGAUUUGGAAGCUCGCAGCAUCGUGGUACGGUCUGGCAAGCUGGAAAUACGCAAAACACUCGACUCGCGUAUUUUUGCAUACCCCAUUGAGCAGUUCUACAAAAACGGUCAAGUUCUUCAAAACACCGUCAUAGAUGCCGUUGUUCCACGAGUUAGAGACCUCAAUAGGGACGAAAUUAUGCUCGUCGCCAGAGUUGGCUCUGAGCAGCUCCCGCGUUGCGAGUUUGUGUUCCACAAGACAGAUAUCGACCGAAUGGUACCCAAGGCAGAGUAUGUGGUUGAGAGCAACGGAAAGAUUGUUGAAACGGAGGUGGAAAAUGACGUGGAUCAGCUGGUGUUUAAGUGCAACUGCUCGUUUUCUCCCGGCUCGACAGUGACGGUGCGAAUUCCGUACUUUUUCCCGCCAGAGGUGUCAAAUACGAUCGUCCCCUUGUCCUUUGGGCUGGUCUUUGGCGACCAUUCUGUGUACGUGACCAAAUACCUGGACACCCAGCUCCAGAUCGCCGUCUCUGUGCAGGACAUCUUCAAAUCGGCGCAGCUUUUCUCUAAUUAUUCCAUCAACUCGCCGAUCCACAACCGCCCUGUCAGGGUUCAGAAGGUGGAUCUCACGUCGCAGAACUCGAAGGUGGUCACGUGGAAGCAGCCGCGCAACAUCAUUGCAUUCAACGACCAGGGAACGACCUUUUUCUACAAGAUCGAGAGUCUUAGCGAUGAGAGUCUGAACCUGCAGAUUGACUACAAUGACAUUGAGGACGAGAUAGUUGUUGGACUUGAGAAAAUGUUGGAAAAACAGAUUUUGAGCGAGGAGCCGGAACUAAUCAAAUACUCGAAUAUUUUGCGCACAUUUUUCAGAGCACAGAAACCAAAGCUCAACCAUUACUCUUUGACGAAUUGCAUCAAAACUGACCCGUUUGAGACCAGACACCACCAGAAAGUCCUCUCGCAAUUGCAUCCUGCCGACGCCCAGAGUCUUGCCGACAGGCUGCGGGGCUUCUUUGGCCGCAGCUACGAUAUUUCUCCCGAUCUGCAACAAGAGUUCAUUUCCGCGGCUUGGAAACAGUUGAACAUAGUGGUUACGCUCCCUGUGAUCAACACAAUUAACAUUGUCGAGUUCCGGUUUGCCAAGCAGCUGCAGUAUCUAGUGUGCGAACCGAUUCACACACGCUUGUCGCUCCACGUUAUCCUGUUCAAGUUGGAAGAAAAGGAGAACAAAAAAGUGCGGUUCCAGAACGAGCCGGAAAUCCCAAAGAACAUCAACCUCAAGCUGGAUCUUGUGGAAAACGAGAACAACUGGCUUAUCGCAGGACUGAAAAACUUUGACCUCGAACUGGACCUCCAGAACGACAAAAGUGCCGCCUACGAGUUUGAUCUUGUUCUCACGCCGCUGCGUGUGGGUAAACUGGAACUGCCGCGGGUCGAAAUCAGAAACAAGUCUGACUUCCAGAUCCAGAUGGAGCUCGACUACAAAAAUAGCUCCGAGAACCUAUUGGUAGUCUCUGAACUCAAUAAGGUGACGUAUUCAUUCUAA
Ogataea parapolymorpha DL-1 is the source of this 3267-nucleotide messenger RNA. RefSeq lists its product as uncharacterized. Gene Ontology annotation, biological process: early endosome to Golgi transport; intra-Golgi vesicle-mediated transport. Gene Ontology annotation, cellular component: TRAPPII protein complex. The coding region runs from base 1 to 3267 and encodes 1088 amino acids. The record is from RefSeq and is a predicted model, not a curated record. The transcript has a single exon. Lineage: Eukaryota; Fungi; Ascomycota; Pichiomycetes; Pichiales; Pichiaceae.